This is a messenger RNA of Drosophila ficusphila, 773 nucleotides long. RefSeq names its product membrane-associated progesterone receptor component 1-like. NCBI's taxonomy places the organism in Eukaryota, Metazoa, Arthropoda, Insecta, Diptera, Drosophilidae. The coding region runs from base 121 to 711 and encodes 196 amino acids. Gene Ontology annotation, cellular component: membrane; endomembrane system. The transcript has a single exon. The record is from RefSeq and is a predicted model, not a curated record.
UUGACUUACUUAACUUUACUUUUCUAAUGGAAAAAUUUAAAACCGUUUUGAAAAAUAAAUUCGGAAUUCCAUAGGAAUCGUUUCGGCAAAAUCAAAAAACAGACAACAAGAUAAAUAAAAAUGGAUGAGGAACUAGGAAAGUUAGGUUGCGCGAUUAGUAUCUUGCUGACCAUUGUUAUGGCCGCCUUGGCGUACUUGUACAUCUAUCAAAAUCAACUACAUAGUGGUGGAGCCAGUCUUCUCGAUAUGAGAAAGCUGUACGCAGCCGAACUUCCGGACUUGCCACCAAUUAAGCUAACCUUGGAGCAGUUGCUUAAAUUCGAUGGAACUCGAUGCGAUGGAAGAAUUUUGGUGGCCCUAAAGGGAAAGAUUUACGAUGUAUCGAACGAUUUGCUAGAUUUCGGGUUGGAUGGAACCUUGUCUCAUGUGGCCGGCAGGGAUUUCACCCAGUACCUCAAAAUGAUUAUGGACCUUCAUGAAACCGAAAUUAACUAUAUUGAUCGGUGGGAAAUAAUUCUGCAGAAAAAUUAUUCAUGUGUGGGCAUAGUUAUUGAUGAGCUUGGCAGUCCGCUUAUCAAAUCAGAUGAGGAUUUGGGAAGUAAUAAUUUUCAAAAUACAAAAGAAGUCGAAGAAGUCGAAGAAGAUCAGAUGGAUGUUGUGCAAGAAGCAGAAGUCAGCGAAAUUCCUUCGGAAACUGUUGUUUCCAUAUAAAUGUCAACGAUUUUUUAUAGUCAAUGCAUUCUAAAAAAAAUAUAGCUGUAUUCACUCAAUUA